Messenger RNA from Toxotes jaculatrix (banded archerfish), 2209 nucleotides. Its product is annotated as D-amino-acid oxidase-like. The record is from RefSeq and is a predicted model, not a curated record. Bases 328 to 1365 code for a protein of 345 amino acids. Gene Ontology annotation, molecular function: FAD binding; D-amino-acid oxidase activity. The transcript is spliced from 11 exons. Lineage: Eukaryota; Metazoa; Chordata; Actinopteri; Toxotidae.
GUAUUUGCCUAUGCGCUGUGUGCGAUAGCAGCAGCCAAACAUGGUGUUGUACUUCUAGCAUUUGAGGUGAUAGUUUUAUCUUUGGGGGCAAUAUGAGUACUAGUUGCAUCAGUGCCACCAUCGUACAGCAUGUUAUUAGCCUGUUCACGUCGGUUACGUAGUUUACGUCAUGUUAAAGUUCAGGUGAGGCUCUUAAAGUCUAAUACCACGUGCUGGGUCGAUGCUGUCUCCGCCCCUCGCCCCCAGGACCAGUGAGUGAGUGUUUGUGAGUUGCGACAGACUUCAACUUGCUCCUGUGGUGGUGGCAGAAUACGCUAGCCUGAAGACAUGCGGGUGGCAGUGAUUGGAGCUGGAGUCAUUGGCCUGUCAACAGCUCAGAGCAUCUAUGAGCAGUAUCACUCUAUUGUCAGUCCACUGACCAUCGAGGUGUAUGCAGACCGUUUCACUCCGCUGACCACCAGUGAUGGAGCUGCUGGCUUCUGGCAGCCCUACCUGUAUGAUAAGGGCAACGUCCAGGAGACGAAAUGGAAUAAAGAGACAUUUGACUACUUGCUUAACCACCUCAGUUCACCAGAGUCCAUAAAAAUGGGUAUAUUCCUUCAGUCUGGCUACAACCUCUGCACUGAACCAGCCCCAGAUCCCUCAUUUAAAGAUAUUGUCCUGGGCUUCAGACGGCUCACAGAUCAAGAGCUGAAGAUGUUUCCUGGAUACAAUUAUGGGUGGUUUAACACUGCUCUCAUGGUUGAAGGAAAAACAUACUUACCUUGGCUGAUGGACUGGUUGCAAAAAAGGGGGGUGAAAUUUUACCACAGGAAAAUAGAGUCCUUCAAGGAGCUGGCAGAAACCGGGGCAGACGUGAUCAUAAACUGCACUGGACUAAGAUCAGGAGAACUCCAGCCAGACCCAGACCUGAAACCAGGCCGCGGUCAAAUAGUGAAGGUGGAUGCACCGUGGUUGAAGCAUUGGAUUAUUACCCACAACUUUACAGCUGGAGUCUACAAUUCACCAUACAUCAUUCCAGGGAGCCGUCUUGUGACAGUUGGUGGGACUUUCCAGUUAGGAAACUGGAGUGAAAUGAACAACUUCAUUGACCAUAAGAAAAUCUGGGAGGAUGCCUGCCAGCUCGAGCCCAGUCUCAAGCAUGCCAAGAUAGUGGAGGACUGGGCCGGCCUCAGACCUGUUCGCAGUAAAGUCCGACUGGAGAGGGAGACCAUACAGUCUGGUGCAACUUCAGUAGAGGUGAUACACAACUAUGGCCACGGAGGUUUCGGACUCACCAUUCACAGAGGCUGCGCCCAGGAGGCAGCGAGGCUCUUCGGUCAGAUCGUAGAACAAAAAGGCAAAGGUCCAAAAGCUCGCUUGUAAAUUUGUGUCCUGGACUAGUGAUUAGUCCACUUUCUUCUAAUUUCAACUCAAAUGCCUUAUAUCCAGUGGUGCACAAACUGCUCUUGUCUAAACCAACAUUGGAAGCAAACAGAUAAUCAGUAUAAUUAUUUUAAAAAGUUACAUAUCUAAGGUUCUCACUAGAUGUAGAAGAAGUAGACAAGCCUACUGAUAAUGAUUAUUAGUGAUAGAGUCACUCAUUAGAUUUUUUUAAAAUAAUAAAUAACAACAUAAAUCCACUUCUCUUUUUGAAAGAUUAUUUACUAUAGUAUCAUACACAUUUACAUCCAGUGCACUGACAAGAAUCUGUGCACACACACACUUAAUGCAGCACUAUAUCUCAAACACUGGCAGGUAAGAGUCAGCUUGCUGGACCUGUGCAAGUUAAUCUUUUUUUCUUUCCUUUUUUUUUAAACAAAACUUUGCUUAGUGUCUUACUUGUAGAAUCACACUGGGCAAAGUCUGUGUCCACAUCACCUUUGUUACAAACAAAAGCAAAGACAACAAUUAAACCAGGUAUUGAUAAAUUAUUUACAGAGAGACAGAAAGGAACAUCCUGCUAAAUGGUUUUAUAUUCAUGUGUAGGUCUAUAUGUGCGCAAAGUCUCAAAGUCUGGUAAAGUAGAGCAAGAGGUGCAGCAUGGUUUAUAGAUCAUAACACCAUGUACUCAAGUUAAAUCAUGUAACUUUUACUAACUAGGAAUGGUUUUGGGUGAUGAAAUCUCAUAUUUGAAUUCCGUAAUACUUCAACAUUAACUUACACAGCCCAGGAUCUGUGGACUCUUUCCAUUUGUGCUAUAAUUAAUAAUGAUUUCUCUGACAUUAUG